Messenger RNA from Onychostoma macrolepis, 3776 nucleotides. RefSeq names its product GTPase IMAP family member 8-like. NCBI's taxonomy places the organism in Eukaryota, Metazoa, Chordata, Actinopteri, Cypriniformes, Cyprinidae. Gene Ontology annotation, molecular function: GTP binding. The transcript has 3 exons. The record is from RefSeq and is a predicted model, not a curated record. Bases 1481 to 3061 code for a protein of 526 amino acids.
CAACAUGUGCUGCAGUUUACUGUACUGUACAUAUAGAAUAGUGAAAUUUCCAUCAUCUAAUGUACUGGUACUGUACUGUAAUUAUACUGAAUGUGUAAGUGUAAAACCCAUGUAUAUUAUUCGUUCAGUUCUUUCAGUAUCGCCGCUCCCUAUAUACGCAGAGUACACAGUUUAUGUAGGGCACCAUCCCAGUUGCUCAAAAAAAACAACAACAACAAAAACUUUUGUUCUAUAUUAAUAUUAACAUGUGCAUAUACAUCCGCGACCACUCGCACCCAUGUUUAUGGCUGAACGCAAAUGAUCAUAAUUGAUGGACAACUUUAUCUGUGAAAAGACAUCAGCAAUCCGGCGCCGAGAAAAUAAAAAAUAAAAAAAAGAUGAAGCCCGUGCAUCACUCUGAGGUACAUUCAUCAUAAUCCUGUGAAACUUUUUUGGCUGUUGACUUUAACAACGUUUUAAUGUCUUCACCACCACCAACGCAUCUAAUAUUCUCUCUGAGUUUCCAUGUUCCCUUACGAAAAUUAGCCAUGGUUUUACUACAAAUAAAACCAAAAAUCGUGGUUCUUGUAACCACAAAUUAACCAUGGUUUUGUUACUUCAAAUAAUAGUUUACAAAGAAGUAGCUAUUAAGAUAAUAUUUUUUUGUGGUUAUAAAAACAGACCUAAGCCAACAACAGCCUUUAAAAUGACUUAAAAUGCAUUAUAUAAAAACAAUGAGGCAAUAAUGAUUGGUUAAUUAAUAAUUAUAUGGUUUAAUUGAAUAACACUGUUAAAAUACAUAACGUAAUACAAAAUAAUUAAUUUAUGUACAUUACAUGUUAUUACAAAUGCCUGCAAAGGGAGCCAAAGGCCUGGUCAUCGCUGCUGUUACACUUAAAGGACGAUCAAGUCCUUGUUUAAUGGGCUAUUGACCAAACAUUUAAUUCAAAUAUCCACUUAAUCUUUCAUUUUUGGCCACCUUUUGGUAUAGAUGACACAGCCGAUAUAAUUUCUUCAACAAAAAACAUGUGGACAUCAAAACCUUAAAACCAAUGCCAAAAUGCCAAAACCAUCAAAAUACUUUUGCGUGACUUCUGAAUGCUUGAGACUAUAAAAUCAAUCGGACAACUGUAUUAAUAAAAUAACAGCCAUAGGUAACUGUCAAGAGCUACAAUUGUAAUUUGUAAAUUAUACUAUUUAAUUACGUUUAUAUUUUAUUAAAGUUCUAUUUUUUUUUACUUCCAUAAUAUGUGAGGGAGGGGGGCACAACAAUACAAUUCUGCUUAGCGCACCCAUUUGGCCAGCAGCGGCCCUGAGCUCUUUCAUCUAUAUCCAUGAUGAAAGUGGAGCGAGCGGACGGAGAAUCGGAUCACCAAACAAUUACGGGUGGAGAUCCGCCCCUGCUUGGCUACAGAUCAAACUGUUGUGCUCAAGUAUUUUAAGACACUGGCUUUCAGUUACAGUCAGGCAGACGCUGUCAGUUAAACUACAUUCAGCUAUAAUGGAAUCAACAUAUAAAGAGCCUGCUGAAGCACUUCAUUCACAGGAUCUGAGGAUUGUGCUGCUGGGAGUAUGUGGAGCUGGAAAAAGCUCAACAGCAAAUGCAAUACUGGGUCGAGAGGCAUUUAAAGAGAGCAGAACCACGGAGAGUGAGAAACAGAGAGGAAGAGUAGAAGACAGAAACAUAUCCAUCAUCGACACUCCAGGAUUCUUCAACACUCAUCUGACCAAUGAAGAGAUGAAGAAGCAGAUGAUGAAGAGUCUGUAUCUCUCCGAUCCUGGUCCUCACGUGUUCCUGCUCGUCAUCAACCUGGUGACCUUCAGAGAGGAGCAGAGGAACAUUGUGGAGCAAAUUCAGGAGAACUUUGGAGAAGAAGCUUUGAAGUUCACCAUGAUGCUUUUUAUUGGACGCGAAAAAAUUUCUAAAAUAAAAUGGAUUCAAAUUACUGAAAGUGAAGAUAUUAAGGAUCUGUUGAACUGUUUUGAGAGAAGAUUUCAUGUGAUAAACAGUAAAAGUGAAUGCGAUCCCUACCAGAUCACAAAGCUCCAGAAGAGCAUUGAUGAAAUGGUGCAGAACAAUGGAGGACAAAACUACAGCAAUGAGAUCUACCUGAAGAAUCAGGAAGACAGACUAAAGCAGAAAGAGGAACGAGAAAAGAUACUAAAACAACAAGACAGAAUGAAAUAUCACAAUGAGAAGUAUGCUGCUGUCCAGGAAGAUUUAAGGAAUCAGAUUGAAAUUCAGAAUAUGACGGAAAUGGGAAAAAAAACCUUAGUCGAUCUCAGGAUUGUUCUGGUGGGUACAACUGGAUCUGGAAAGAGUUCAUCAGGAAACACUAUACUGGGCAGAGAUGAGUUUGAGAAAGGGCCUCAGUUUAGCUCUAUUACAAGACACUGUGAAAAACACGUAACAGCAGUGGAAAGUAGAAACAUCUCAGUCAUCGACACUCCAGGAGUAUAUGAUACAUCAAUGUGUGAAGAACAACUGAAGGCUGAGAUUGAGAAGUGUAUUGAAUUGUCUGUUCCUGGUCCUCAUGCAUUUCUGCUGGUCAUCAGACUGGAUGUGAGAUUCACAGAUGUAGAGAUGAAUGCAUUGCAAUGGAUUUUGGACAACUUUGGAAAAGAAGCUGCUCGUUACACCAUCAUUCUGUUCACUCACACUGAUGCAUUGAAUGGAAAACCAUUUGAUGAGCAUAUCAAAGAAAAUAAAGAUCAACAGCCACUUAUUGACAGCUGUGGUGGCAGAUUUCAUUCAUUCAAUAAUGAAGACGUGAGGAAUCGCUCUCAGGUUACUGAAUUGCUAAAGAAGAUCGAUAAAAUGGUGAAGAAGAAUGGAGGAGCGUACUACACUAAUGAAAUGUAUAGAAAAGCUCAGAAAAAGAUUGAAUGGGAGGCUUUGAAACAAAAAGCUAAAGGCUAUGGAAAAACAGCACUCGCAGCAAUAGGAGGGGUAGGAACGGUAUUAGCAGUAACAGCAGUCAUAGCAGAAGGAGUAGUAAAUGAAAGAGGACCAGCAGAAGUAGCAACAAGAGCAAUACAAGCAAUAGCUGCAACAGCAGCAAAAGAAAAAACUGGCAUGUAAGACCAGGUUUUGACAGCUUGCUUUUGUUUAAAAUCUUUUAUUGCAUAAUUUUCUGUUUAAAUAUUAUAUCUUUACCAUAUCUUUACAAGGAAAAUGAGGUACAAUGUGUUUUUUUCAUAGAAAAAAUGGGACAGAAUAUACACUAUAUUGCCAAAAGUAUUGGGUCACCCCCUUCUAAUAAACAGGUUUGACUACUUUAGUAAUUUCCAUGAGUACAAAUCUUAAUGUUUAAGCAUAUAAUGAUAUUCUAGGGAAUUGUGUGCUUCUAAUUUUAAAACCAGAGUUCAAUUAUAAUGCAUACAUGUGUGUUUGUCUUAUCAUGUUGAAGCUCAUCAGAUCAACAACAAAUGACUGACUGUUUGAACACAUGCACAUACAGCUGUACACUGACAUACUAUGUGUGGUUAACACCGUUUUAAAGCCCGUCAGCAGAAAUAUCAGUGUCCCUCCUUCAACAAGAGAACAUUACUGAACUAUAACUACAGAAAAAUCAAUGAUCUUUUUCUUUAAGUUCAUUUAAUUACAUUUAAUCAAGAUUUUUAGUGUGCAGGAUUGUGUAACCAGAUGUUCUGCUGGCUAUUUCAUGCAUAAUGUUUGUUUUUCAAUUCAAAAAGAAACUCUUUGUGCUCUUUUGUCUGUCGAUUUUGAUCACUGUGUCAUGUGAUUCACGUUUCUGUAUAGCAUUUUAGAGAUAAGCAGGUGAUCAGUCAAUGUA